GAGACGGAGCCCGCUGUGUGAAUGUGGCAACUCGCAGAAGCACAGCCUUUGUAGACUAUCUGCAGCGGGGGCUCACAGGACCGACGCCAAGAUGAUGCUUUCAAGGGCCAAACCCGCUGUGGGCGGGGAGUCGCCGCACACUGACAAAAGAAAGAAGAAAGGGAGGAAGAUUCCAAAACUAGAGGAUCUACUUUCGCAAAGAGAUUUCACUGGCGCCAUUACCCUAUUGGAGUUCAAACGCCAUGUUGGGGAGCAAGAAGACGACACUAACUUAUGGAUUGGAUACUGUGCUUUUCACCUGGGUGACUACAAGAGAGCUUUGGAGGAAUAUGAAAACGCAACCAAGGAGGAAAAUUGCAAUCCAGAAGUGUGGGUGAACUUGGCCUGCACCUACUUUUUUCUUGGGAUGUAUAAACAAGCAGAAGCUGCUGGGUUUAAAGCUCCAAAAAGCCGGCUCCAAAACCGCCUACUGUUCCAUCUGGCUCACAAGUUUAAUGAUGAGAAGAAAUUAAUGAACUUUCAUCAGAACCUUCAGGAUAUCAAGGAAGACCAGCUUAGUUUGGCCUCCAUCCACUACAUGCGAUCCCAUUACCAAGAAGCUAUUGAUAUAUACAAGCGGAUCCUGCUGGACAACAGGGAAUACCUGGCCCUCAAUGUGUAUGUGGCCCUCUGCUACUACAAAUUGGAUUACUAUGACGUAUCUCAAGAAGUCCUGGCUGUUUACCUUCAGCAGAUUCCUGACAGUACCAUCGCCCUCAACCUUAAGGCCUGCAAUCACUUUCGCCUUUAUAACGGCAAAGCAGCUGAGGCAGAGCUCAAAAGCUUGAUGGACAAUGCAUCUUCACCCUUUGAAUUUGCUAAAGAACUCAUCAGGCACAAUCUGGUUGUUUUCCGAGGAGGCGAAGGGGCUUUGCAGGUCUUACCUCCCCUGGUUGAUGUCAUUCCAGAAGCGAGGCUCAACCUAGUGAUUUACUACCUUCGUCAAGAUGAUGUGCAGGAAGCCUAUAAUUUAAUCAAGGAUUUGGAACCUACUACACCUCAGGAGUAUAUCCUCAAGGGAGUUGUCAAUGCAGCCCUUGGCCAGGAAAUGGGGUCGAGGGAUCAUAUGAAAAUUGCCCAACAGUUUUUCCAGUUGGUAGGAGGAUCAGCUAGUGAAUGUGAUACAAUACCGGGAAGGCAGUGCAUGGCUUCCUGUUUCUUCCUACUUAAACAAUUUGAUGAUGUCUUGAUUUACCUCAACUCUUUUAAGAGUUACUUCUAUAAUGAUGACAUCUUUAACUUUAAUUAUGCCCAAGCCAAAGCUGCAACAGGCAAUACCAGUGAGGGUGAAGAGGUUUUCCUCUUGAUUCAAAGUGAGAAACUGAAAAAUGAUUACAUUUACCUUAGUUGGUUAGCUCGCUGCUAUAUUAUGAAUAAGAAACCAAGACUAGCUUGGGAACUUUAUCUCAAGAUGGAAACCUCCGGCGAGUCCUUCAGCCUCUUACAGCUCAUUGCCAAUGACUGCUACAAGAUGGGCCAGUUCUACUAUUCAGCCAAAGCUUUUGAUGUCUUAGAAAGACUGGACCCCAACCCUGAAUACUGGGAAGGCAAGAGGGGUGCCUGUGUGGGCAUUUUCCAGAUGAUUUUAGCUGGGAGAGAACCCAAAGAGACCCUCCGAGAAGUGCUGCAUUUACUGAGAAGCACAGGAAACACCCAAGUGGAGUAUAUCAUCAGGAUCAUGAAGAAGUGGGCCAAGGAGAAUAGAGUGCCCAUCUAAGCAGCCAAACACUAGGCCAGGACCAGCUUCCUCUCACACCAAAUUGGAACUGUUUUCUGCACUUGAAUAUGCAAUCCAGGACCCUGCUUGAUUGAGCAUUAGGAUGAGUGGGUGGUAUGUGUGGACUUAGCCAUCAGGCAGCACAAAUCUCCCUGGGCUGCUGACACCCAAUGUAAUCUACUGGUGAGGGUUCUUUGGCCUUCCCUGGUGCCUUUCUCCCAGAAUCAUUCUGAACACUAUUCUGCAAUUUACUGGCUUUAAGAAUAGAUAAUAGUUUUGUUUUUCUUUUUCUGUUAGCAUUUCAGGACAUUUUCUCCUAGCUGCAGUGACAAGUACCUUUUUACUAGAGAAUUGCCAUCAUUUUAUCAUAUUCUAUCAUCUUGUACAUUAGCCCAUCCAUGGCUACAUCUCUGACUCCUGGGAGAAGUCUUCCCGAGCUGUGUGAUUCUGAGGAUGGCCAUGAGGCCUUCUACCAAACAGCAGUCAGUAGUAGUCGGCUUAUGGGACCACUCUCUCAGUGAGCAGCUUGUUACGUCGAGACAAGCUCAGUAUGUGGGUUUUAAAUAGGUGAGUGAAAGGAAAAACUUGGCAUCUCUGAAGAUGUGUAAGUCUCAGAGUUGGGUCUCCCUUGUGUUUUAGGAAACAAACCCAGGGCAAGGUUCUUACUAUCUGCUGUAUAAACAGCAAUUUUGAAAAACUGGGAAAGUUUUCAUGA
Mus pahari (shrew mouse) is the source of this 2471-nucleotide messenger RNA. It is a transcript of the gene Ift56, whose product is annotated as tetratricopeptide repeat domain 26. Gene Ontology annotation, biological process: intraciliary anterograde transport; intraciliary transport involved in cilium assembly. The transcript is spliced from 18 exons. Gene Ontology annotation, molecular function: intraciliary transport particle B binding; protein binding. The record is from RefSeq and is a predicted model, not a curated record. Lineage: Eukaryota; Metazoa; Chordata; Mammalia; Rodentia; Muridae. Gene Ontology annotation, cellular component: ciliary base; ciliary basal body; intraciliary transport particle B. The coding region runs from base 92 to 1756 and encodes 554 amino acids.